ACUUCCCUCAAUACCUCUUAUAAAUCCACCAGGUAGCAUCCAGUCCUACCCAAACCAGAUCGAGACACAGGUGCCGACACCAAGGGAACAACUACAACGAUGCCGUCCAUCGCCCGCGAGCAGCUGGCCGCGGCUGCGGAGCGGCUGACCACCGCUCCCAACAUGGCCAUCAUAUUGGUCUUGGCCCCUGUCGUGUGGGGGCUGGGCCUCGCCGUCUACCGCCUUACCUUGCAUCCACUUGCCAAAUUCCCAGGGCCAAAACUCUACGCGGCUUCGGCACUUCCUUUUGCAUACCACAACAUGCUGAAGGGUCAAUUCGUCACCAGCGCGAGGAGACUUCACCGCAAAUACGGCCCCGUUGUGCGCAUCUCUCCCAAUCGCCUAAUGGUGGAUGGAUCCGUGGGAUGGCCCGACGUGUUUAUGCACAAACCGGGUAAAAACCUGCCCGAAUUCGGAAAAGACAUGUCCUUCUUUGGACCAGAAAUGGAGAAAAGCCUCAUCGCCGCACCGAGCCGCGAGGCCCACCGCCGCCAACGCCGCCAGGUCGCCCACGGCUUCAGCGAGGCGGCCAUUUACGAGCAGGAGCCCAUCAUCGGCUUCUAUAUCGACCUGUUCAUCCGGCGGCUUUCGGAAAACUCAAAGGGCGGCAAGGCAAUCGACAUGCUCAGCUGGCUAAACUACGUGGCUUUCGACAUCAUCGGCGAUUUGGCACUGGGCGAGUCGUUUGGCAGUCUGGAAUCGAGCAAAUAUCACCCGUGGGUGAACAACGUGUUCCGAGGACUCAGGGGCUCCAGCGUCCUCCGCUUCCUCAUCGAGUGCCAUCUCGCCCUGUUCGCGCUGCUGGACCCCAGCGGCCUCGUCAAACAAACGGAUCUCAACCGCGAGUACGCGGACGGAAAGGCCCUCGCCCGCAUGGAGCUGGGCGUCGAGCCUCUGGUGCGGAGCAAGGGCGCCAUCGGCCCCGACGGCCAACCCAAGAUGCAGGUCCGCCGCGACUUCAUCACGUACAUGAUGCGAGCCACCAGGGACGGCAAGGACGGCCUCACCAAGGACGAGAUUCGCGUCAACGCCAACACGCUCAUCGUGGCCGGCAGCGAGACCACGGCCACGAACCUUUCCACGCUGUGCUUCCAGCUCGCCAGGCCCGCCAAUCGACGUUAUUACGACGCCGUCGUCGCCGAAAUACGGUCUUUGUUCAAGAGCGAUGCCGAUAUCACGAUUCGCUCCGCUCGGAGCGACGCCCUGCCCCUGCUGCACGCCUGCAUCGAGGAGUGUCUGCGCAUACACCCCCCGGUGGCGGAGAUGCCGGCCCGGAUCUCGCCUGGUGGACUUGUAGAUGGAAAAUAUGUCGCCCCGGGGACCACGAUAACCAUUUUCCAGGCCGCCACGUUCCACAACCCGGACCACUUCCUCGAGCCCACAAAGUGGCAGCCGGAGCGCUUCCUGCACGAGGACCACGCCAUGUUCGACCCUCGCUUCAAGGCGCACGACAACUUUGCCAUGUUCAAGCCCUUCAGCGCCGGCCCUCGCGACUGCAUCGGCAAGAACCUGGCCUACUCCGAGAUGCGCCUGGCCGCGGCCCGGGUCCUGUUCCGCUUCGACCUUGAGCUCGACCCGCGCACCAAGGACACUUGGCUCGACGACCAGCGCGUCUUCUUCGUCUGGGAGAAGCCCCCGCUCUACCUCCGCCUCAAGGAGCGGACCGACCUGGGGGAGCUCAAGGGUAAUUAGAGAAGUGGCCGCCCGCGCCUCCGCACCAGCCGGAGGUAACCUUCCUUUUUCGCUUUCCUUUGU
This is a messenger RNA of Gaeumannomyces tritici R3-111a-1, 1794 nucleotides long. RefSeq lists its product as hypothetical. Gene Ontology annotation, molecular function: oxidoreductase activity, acting on paired donors, with incorporation or reduction of molecular oxygen; heme binding; monooxygenase activity. The coding region runs from base 100 to 1731 and encodes 543 amino acids. The transcript has 3 exons. NCBI's taxonomy places the organism in Eukaryota, Fungi, Ascomycota, Sordariomycetes, Magnaporthales, Magnaporthaceae. The record is from RefSeq and is a predicted model, not a curated record.